GGGGGGGCCAUCCUCCACAAGCUCCUGCCACCACACCCAGGACUACCCCUUUCCUGCCUUCCUGGGCUAUAAAAGGCAGCCGUGCUGGUACGCUCCCCACCCCACUCCUGACACCCACUCUCGCUCCUUUGCUGCCCGGCGCCCUUUCUCGAGUUAUACCAACAUGGCCUUCAUGCCUGUUCCUGGCUAUCUGCCCCACUUUAACCCGACUCUCCCCUACAAUAGAGAGAUCCCAGGGGGGCUGCGGACAGGAAUGUCGGUCUACAUCCAAGGAGUGGCCAAUGAACACAUGAAAAGGUUCUGUGUCAACUUUGCGGUGGGGUCUCGGUCCGGGGGCGACAUCGCCUUCCACUUCAACCCACGCUUCGACGGGUGGGACAAGGUGGUUUUCAACUCGAUGCAGAAUGGGAGCUGGGGGCAUGAGGAGAAGAAGAGAAGCAUGCCCUUCCGGAAGGGGGCCGCCUUUGAGCUGGUCUUCAUGGUCAUGAAUGAGCACUAUAAGGUGGUGGUAAAUGGUAGCCCCUUCUAUGAAUAUGGACAUCGGAUCCCGCUACAGAUGGUCACCCAUCUGCAAGUGGAUGGAGAUUUGGAGCUUCGGUCCAUCAACUUCCUUGGAGGUGGCCCUCCCCCAGGCCAGAUUCCUAUGCCAAUCCCAGCAUACCCAGGCCCAGGACACAUUCAUCAUGCAAAGCCACCCUGUGAAUUGCCGAACAUGGAAGGGCCACCAGUCUUCAAUCCGCCCGUGCCAUUCUGCGGGCGGAUCCAGGGUGGCCUCACACACCGAAAAACCAUCGUGAUAAAGGGACUGGUAUCCCAACAGGCCAACAGUAUCACCAUCAACUUUAAGGUGGGUGAUUCAGGGGACCUGGCCCUGCACAUUAACCCCCGGAUAUCUAAAGGUGAAGUGGUCCGCAACAGCUUUAUGGGUAACACGUGGGGGGCCGAGGAGAAGAACUUGCCCUUCAACCCAUUCACUCGGGGCGAGUACUUUGAUCUGUCCAUCCGCUGUGGUCAGGACCGCUUCAAAGUCUUUGCCAAUGGCCAGCACCUCUUCGAUUUCCCCCACCGACUUUCUGCCUUCCACAAGGUGGACACAGUGGAGAUCCAGGGAGACUUGUCCCUGUCCUACGUUCAGAUCUGAACCCACAGCAAGGAGAUGGCCUGGCCCAGACAAGCUUGGCUCUCAGUGUAUGCAUGUCUUUGUGUCUGGGAGAGCAUUGGUCACUUUCCUUUUCAUUUGCUUCUUUGUGUAUUCAUUUGGUCUCUUGUUCACUGGCUCCUAGAUAUCCAUUUAGGAUCACAAAUAUGUAUUAAGUACCUGCUGUGAACCGGGCGCCUUCCUAAGUCUGAGGAAUACAAAGACACAAAUGCCCUCAUUUGUACACAGAUAAGUAAAUUCAAAGUAAUUUAGGGCCUAAGGAAGAACACUCAUGACCAAGUAUUCAGAAAAGAGCACGGUGCCUGGUACACAGUAGGCACUUAAUAAAUGUUGAUUUAUAGGAAUGUCUAUUAUAUGCAAGGUACUUUAUGAAUAUUAUCUAUUUGAUCCUCCUGACAACCACGGGAGGUAACUGCUAUUAUAAUUGAGGAAAGUGAGGCAAAUAGAGGUUAAAUGGCUUACCCACAGUCACAUCACCAAUAAGUGAAUAAAUGUCUGA
Dromiciops gliroides (monito del monte) is the source of this 1658-nucleotide messenger RNA. It is a transcript of the gene LGALS4, whose product is annotated as galectin 4. The coding region runs from base 164 to 1141 and encodes 325 amino acids. Gene Ontology annotation, molecular function: carbohydrate binding. The record is from RefSeq and is a predicted model, not a curated record. NCBI's taxonomy places the organism in Eukaryota, Metazoa, Chordata, Mammalia, Microbiotheria, Microbiotheriidae. The transcript is spliced from 10 exons.